AUGAAAAGAAAAAAAGAAGAAGAGGUCUCUUUACAAGCACAGGAAAAGAGGGCUAUGAGAAGAUAUGGUUGUGGUAGGAAUAGGCUCUAUCCAAGAUUGGAUGACUUGGACUCUAGAUUAUCAUCGCCUUCUGAAGGAGCGAGAAAAUGUGGGUUUGGCAUUGAGGGAUUUAGACGUACUGCUCCAGGAACAGAUACACCAUCAAGAUCUUUCAAGAGAGGAAUCAGAAAAGGAUCUGAGGGACUCAAGUCUAUUGGUCGGUCGCUUAGAUUUGGGGUCUCUAGGGCAGUAUUUCCAGAAGAUCUUAAAGUGUCAGAGAAGAAGAUUUUUGAUCCUCAAGAUAAAUUCCUCCAGUUCUGCAAUAAACUGUUUGUCAUAUCAUGUAUCCUGGCAGUGUCUGUGGACCCUCUAUUUUUUUAUCUCCCAGUUUUUGAUGUUCCAGGGAACUGUCUUGGAAUAGAUCGCAAAUUAGCAACGAUAGCAACAACAUUGCGAACAAUUAUUGAUGCUUUCUAUCUUAUACGCAUGGCUCUUCAGUUCCGAACGGCUUACAUCGCCCCAUCUUCUCGGGUCUUUGGACGAGGUGAACUUGUGAUAGAUCCCACACAAAUAGCCAAGCGAUACUUGCAGAGAUAUUUCAUCGUUGAUUUUCUUUCUAUCCUCCCCCUACCACAGAUUGUGGUUUGGAGGUUUCUUGUGAGGUCGAAAGGUUCAGAUGUCUUGGCCACAAAACAGGCCUUGCUUUACAUCAUCCUGCUUCAAUACAUUCCGAGAUUUCUUCGAAUCUUGCCCUUAACUUCAGAACUGAAAAGGACGGCAGGUGUUUUUGCUGAAACUGCCUGGGCCGGAGCUGCAUAUUAUUUGCUAUUAUACAUGCUUGCUAGCCAUAUAGUUGGUUCGUUUUGGUACUUGUUAGCAGUAGAACGAAAUGAUACAUGCUGGCAGGAGAAUUGUACUGAUGCUGUAAAAUGCCAAAAGAAUUUCUUGUACUGUGGCAAUCAGCAUAUGGAUGAAGAUUAUGCUGCCUGGGAUGGAUCCAUUCUUCAGUCAAAUUGUUCAGCAGGAGAUGAUGCAAAAUUUGAUUAUGGAAUUUACUCAAAUGCUUUGACUUCUGGCAUUGUUUCAUCUAAGAAGUUCAUCUCCAAAUACUGUUUCUGUCUAUGGUGGGGGCUUCAGAAUUUGAGUACACUUGGCCAGGGGCUUGAAACCAGCACCUAUCCUGGAGAGGUGAUAUUCUCCAUAGCACUAGCCAUUUUUGGACUCAUUCUCUUUGCUCUUCUGAUUGGCAACAUGCAGACCUAUCUUCAGUCACUUACUAUUCGUUUAGAAGAAAUGAGAGUCAAAAGGCGUGACUCAGAACAGUGGAUGCAUCAUCGCUUGCUUCCUCAAGAACUUAGGGAACGGGUCAGACGCUAUGACCAGUACAAAUGGUUGGAAACACGUGGAGUGGAUGAAGAAAACUUGGUACAGAGCCUUCCAAAGGAUCUGAGAAGAGAUAUCAAACGGCAUCUUUGUUUGGCUUUGGUGAGGAGGGUUCCUCUAUUUGAGAAUAUGGAUGAGAGGUUGCUCGAUGCCAUUUGUGAGCGGUUGAAACCUUGUCUAUUUACAGAGAGCACAUACAUAGUUCGUGAAGGAGAUCCAGUUGAUGAAAUGCUUUUUAUCAUACGUGGUCGCCUGGAGAGUGUGACUACAGAUGGUGGGAGAAGUGGUUUCUUCAACCAUAGUUUACUCAAAGAAGGAGAUUUCUGUGGAGAGGAGCUUUUGACCUGGGCACUGGAUCCCAAAUCCGGUGCCAACCUUCCCUCUUCUACUCGGACAGUGAAGGCACUAAAAGAGGUUGAGGCUUUUGCUCUCAUAGCUGAAGAGUUGAAAUUUGUAGCCAGUCAGUUCAGGCGCCUUCAUAGUAGACAAGUUCAGCACACCUUCCGGUUUUAUUCACAGCAGUGGAGGACUUGGGCUGCUUGCUUUAUUCAAGCUGCAUGGCGACGUUAUUCCAAGAGGAAGAGUAUUGAGCUUUGUCGGAAGGAAGAAGAGGACGAAGUAGAAGCAGAAGGGUCAGAUGGAUCCCGUAGCAAUAUUAGUGGAGGUUCUUACAGUAUUGGUGCCACCUUUUUGGCAACCAGGUUUGCAGCAAAUGCUCUACGAGGUGUUCAUCGUAAUCGUAAUGCCAAGACUGCCAGGGAAUUAGUGAAACUACAGAAACCCCCAGAACCUGAUUUUACUGCUGAAGAUGCAGAUUGA
This is a messenger RNA of Dovyalis caffra, 2241 nucleotides long. The record is from the annotation of a GenBank genome assembly. NCBI's taxonomy places the organism in Eukaryota, Viridiplantae, Streptophyta, Magnoliopsida, Malpighiales, Salicaceae.